Molecule: messenger RNA, 2014 nt
Organism: Schizophyllum commune H4-8
Lineage: Eukaryota; Fungi; Basidiomycota; Agaricomycetes; Agaricales; Schizophyllaceae
Exons: 4
Coding region: 238-1599 (453 amino acids)
Source: RefSeq, a predicted model, not a curated record
CUCUCAUCGUCCCGCCACCACUAGUGGGUGACUAAACCAGGUUCAUGCACAUAGGCGCCUCACUAGCACACGUUUCUCAUCCUGAGCAUCUGCGGCAUUGAUUUUUGAAGGAAUAGCGCCAUCCGUUACCUACCCGGCCUUGUCAUGACAGCUGCAAGGCCUCGCAUACUCGACGUGCUUCCAGAGGAUGUCCUACUCACUGUCUUCGGUUAUCUAUCGCUGGAUGAUGUCUUGAAGAUGCGACAGGUAUCGUCCGCGUUCGGGGCCCUCACCCAUGCCCGCGGUCUGUGGACUGACCUCCUCCACCGAUAUGUUAUCAGCGAAGGUCUCCCAAUACCUAAAUUACAAGACGAACUCCAAGGUGAUCCUAUUGACCUACGCACCACUAUCCCCGAUACCCUGGACUCUGCCGCUCUCGAAAGCUGCAUCCGCCGCGCCCUCACUCUGCGCCGCGUGUGGACCUCUCCAUCGCCCACACCCGCGCGCCAUCUCAUCGUGUCCGUUGAAGAGGAAGGUCUCGAGUCUUCCGCCUGGCGCAUCGUCUCCCUCCGCUUCUGCGGGCACUUCCUCCUGUCGGUGUCUUUCACCAGCGUCUCACCGCCGGAGCGCGAGCGCUUGCCUCUGGUGUUCCGCUCGUGGGAUCUGCGCCAGCGAAAGCCGAGAUGCGUCUCGUCGAUGUACGUGCCGUUCCGGAGUAGCUUCAAGUGGAAUACGGGGUUGGGGAGAGGAUGGGACGAUCCGGUGCUCGCGGUCGUGCCAGCCUCAAAUGUUGAGACGAAGUUCUAUGGCCUUGAUACGGAUGGGGCAUUUCAGCUAAUGUCUACGGACGCUACCACCGAUGACUUACGUGCAUUUCAUGGCACGACGGUCCUCACUCGGCAAGGCAUGGGUGACACAUGUAUCUGGGAUAUGUGCGACACCCAAUUGCGCUGUGUAUUGAAGAAUCCUCAGUCGGAGCAGCCGGAAACCUUCGUCACGACGCAUCUGCACGGUCGCUUUCUAUUGAUCGUCUGGACCCGUGCACUGCAGAUUUUCGACAUCUCGGGGCCGCAUACGCCAGACAAAGACGGAAAGCCUCCCAUCGUCGAGCCUUUAGCCCACUGGCGCUGGCCAUGGCCCAUCGACAGUGCCCGCGCCACCACAUUUCGCACCAGCCUUGUCGCAGACGAGCCUCCCCCGUUCCACAUAUUCCUCCGCUUCUCCUCCUUCCUCCCCUGGCCUGUCAACAUGCUCCAUCACUAUCUUCUGUCUCCGAGCACCGAGCCCGACACGCCUGCGUACCCACUACAUCCGCGCGCCGUCGUCUCCAUCCCCUCGCACGUGCGGCUGUUCUCCGUGAGCGAUAUGGCGCUGGGACCGUAUGGCGCGGCGGUGUGGAUCGAUAGCGCGACAGAGGACGAGGACACGGGCAAGCGCCUGGCGGGUACGAUACUGCAGGAACCGUCUACGAAGGAGCCGGAGGGCCAUGCGCAGGUUACGACGUUCGACAAGACGUCGUCGAAGGGGACGGAGCCGUGGUUGCAUGUGGAGGUGGACGAUGAGGAAGGGAGGAUUGCGGUGGCGUCCUUCGGCCAGUUCGAGUUGUAUGAAUUUAUCUGAAUCAUUCUGGAGAGCUGUUACUUGGGUCGAAUGCCUUCACGCUAUCAUUACCUAGAACCUUUAGAACCCCUCAUCAGACUCCGCCUCCGACUCUGUAUCAUCCUCAUCCUCGUCCUCGCCCUCAUCUUCUUCCUCCUCGUCCAGCUCCUGCAGAAUCCGGCUAACUCUUUCUGAAGACGACGUGUUGAUCCUCUGCGACCUACGCCCUGAUUCCGUGGGUACACUCCUGUCAAUGAAUUCGAUGUCACUGUCGCUCUCGUCCUCGGCAGAGACCUUGCGUUUAGCCUUCGCCUUGCGCUUUUUUCGAGAUUUGUUUCCUCCCGCACCAGUGUUCGUCGUCUUUCGUUUCGUUCCGACCUCUGCCUCUUUCUUCCCCGCCUCCUUGAGCCUUUUCUUUUCCUCCUCCUUCUCCUUU